This is a messenger RNA of Castor canadensis (American beaver), 593 nucleotides long. The record is from RefSeq and is a predicted model, not a curated record. NCBI's taxonomy places the organism in Eukaryota, Metazoa, Chordata, Mammalia, Rodentia, Castoridae.
ACGAAGGCCUUCAUCCACCAUGAGCUGCUGGCCUACCUGUACUCAUCAGCGGACCAGAGCAGCCUCAUGGAGGAGUCUGCUGACCAGGCCCAGCGGCGAGACGACAUGCUGCGCAUGUACCACGCACUCAAAGAGGCGCUCAGCAUCAUCGGUGACAUCAGCACCAGCACUGUGUCCACACCCGUGCCCCCGCCUGUCGACGACACCUGGCUCCAGAGCACCAGCAGCCACAGCCCCACUCCACAGCGCCGGCCCAUGUCCAGCGUGCACCCGCCCGGCCGGCCGCCUGCAGUGCGGGGCCCCACACCAGGGCCCCCCCUGAUUCCCGUGCCUGUGGGGGCCACAGCCUCCUUCUCAGCGCCCCCCAUCCCAUCCCGGCCUGGACCCCAGAGUGUGUUUGCCAACGACCCCUUCUCAGCCCCGCCUCAGAUCCCGUCUCGGCCAGUGCGGAUCCCCCCUGGCAUCCCCCCUGGAGUGCCCAGGCGACCUCCUCCAUCGGCUCCUGCCAGACCUUUCUUCUGAGCACCGUGGGAGACUCCUCCCGCCUACCUGGCUGCCCCCUGAGGGCAGGUCUGUCCUGGCCAGUGUCCCUG